Molecule: messenger RNA, 1563 nt
Organism: Lolium rigidum
Lineage: Eukaryota; Viridiplantae; Streptophyta; Magnoliopsida; Poales; Poaceae
Product: cytochrome P450 89A2-like
Exons: 1
Coding region: 1-930 (309 amino acids)
Cellular component (GO): membrane
Molecular function (GO): oxidoreductase activity, acting on paired donors, with incorporation or reduction of molecular oxygen, NAD(P)H as one donor, and incorporation of one atom of oxygen; heme binding; iron ion binding
Source: RefSeq, a predicted model, not a curated record
AUGGAGGUGCUCAACAUCCUCUUGUGCAUCAUUCUCCCCCUCCCUCUCAUAUUUCUGCUCAGCCGUCAUGGACGCAAGAAGCUCCCACCUGGUCCGCCAACCCUGCUAUUCAUAGCCAAGUUUCUGCUGCCCGGGCGGUCAGCCUCCUAUAUUGGCCCUAUGCUACGUGGGUUGCACGCUCGCCACGGCCCCAUUUUCUCCUUCUGGCUCCUGCGCAUGUUCGUCUUCGUGGACGACCGCCACCUCACGCAUAGUGUCCUCGUCAAGGGCGGUGGCAACUUCGAUGGCCGACCACCGCCGAACGGGAUUAUGCAACUAUUUUUUCCCCACGGAAUCGGCACUUCACCCUACGGGGACUAUUGGCGUCUGCUACGCCGCAACCUCAACGUGCAUGCACUGCACCCAUCCCGCAUCAGGCUCUUGGAGCCGGCAAGGCAGCGUGCGCGCAACGCCAUGCUUGCCUCGCUACGUGCCGAUGUCGGUGUAGAUGCGUCGCGGGUCAUUACGGUAAGGCCAUUUUUGGCGCGUUGUUUGUUCCAGCUGAUUGUAGAGAUGAGCCUCGGCGCAAGGCUUGGCCAGGAACUGAUCGACGAGUUGCAAGAGAUGAACCGGCAGAUUUACCUCGCCAUGGCUCGCUUUCCCGCCUUUUGCUUCUUCCCGGCGCUCUCCAUGCGGAAGCGGUGGGCACAGUACAAGACGCUACGUGAGAGGCAGAGCAAGGUGCUGCUCCCGCUGAUUCACUCGUCCUGCGGCACCCCGUGCUAUGCCGGCUCCCUCCUGGAGCUCCGCGUGCCCGAGGAGGGCGGCCGCCCGCUGACUGACGCUGAAAUGGUCUCCCUCUGCUCCGAGUUCAUGGUCGGCGCAAUGGACGCAUCUGUGGCCAUGAUGGAGUGGACCAUGGGGGAGCUGGUGAACCACCCCGACGCUUAGGCCAAGGUGUAUGAGGAGGUGAGGGGCAAGCCUGAGCUCAACGAAGACGACCUACGCGGGAUGCAAUACCUCAGGGCUGUUGUCCUGGAGAGCCUGCGGCUGCACCCUGGGGCACACUUAAUACUCCCGCACGCCGUGCAGAGCGACGCGGAGAUCGCCGGGUAUAGGGUGCCCAAGGGCGCCGUGAUCAACUUCCUGGUCGCCGACUUUGGACUUGACGAGACUGCGUGGACGGCGGCACGGGAGUUCCGGCCUGAGCGGUUCCUGGACGGCGACGGCGACCUGGACAUGACGGGGAGCGGGGAGGUGAAGAUGGCGCCUUUCGGCGCUGGCCACAGGAUGUGCCCGGGGCACAUGCUCUCCGUGCUGCAUGCGGAGUACUUGGUUGGCGCCCUCGUCAGGGACUUCCAGUGGCUUCCGCCGCCAGGAGAAGACACUACCGUUGACAUGACCGAGGAGCCAGGUACCUUUAUCGUCAUGAAACACCGCCUUCGUGCUCGUAUCAUCCCAAGGACUUGUUAGUUACUUCUUCCGCAAAUUGUGUCAGUUCGGCCAACUUUGCUCUCGACCUACCUACAUGUUGCUGCCACUGUAACGGUCUUGGCCACAUGAAAUAAAGAGGAUUGUUAUUUA